This is a messenger RNA of Trichomonas vaginalis G3, 1068 nucleotides long. RefSeq lists its product as uncharacterized. The transcript has a single exon. Lineage: Eukaryota; Parabasalia; Trichomonadida; Trichomonadidae. The record is from RefSeq and is a predicted model, not a curated record. The coding region runs from base 1 to 1068 and encodes 355 amino acids.
AUGCUUGCUAAUAUUUCUCAAACCCGAUUUGAAGGAUUUUAUCAAAUUAUUGCAACAUAUUAUCGCGAUACAACAGAUUUAUCAACACGAGGAAAUUAUAAUGUUGAUUUCAAGAUGUCUAAUGUUGCAUGCAUCCCAUGCAAUUCAAUUAUCAGAAAUCAUAAACCAAAUAGUACUCCAGACGAUGUUAUUGUAACUUACUCAAUUGGUAAAAUCAAAAACAUAGGGCCUUUUAUACGUUCGCUACGCUCUACUGGUUGCAAGGCAUCUGUUAUUCUUUUAUUAGAUUCUGAUGCAUAUAAUUCCCUUGACGCAUAUAAAAAAAGUUUUAUUGAAGGAUGUGGAGUGACGAUUAUUAAUUGUGGAAAAUGUAUCUAUAGGCAAAAGUUGGAUUUUAAUUCUUAUGGAUAUAUCUGGUGUGUUGAAUUUGUUGAGCAGAAUAAGCAUCUUAUAGACAGAGUUAUAUAUGCAGAUUUAUUCGAUAUUUACUUCCAAGGAGAUCCAUUUUAUGAAGGUCUUAAACGUGAUGAAAUUCAAAUAGCAGACGAAGAAUUAGAAUUGAAAUUUAAUCCUGCCCAGCAAGAUUGGAUGAAAAAUUGUAGUAGAAGUGUAAAUGAAAAAGAUAAAGAUUGGAAAUAUCCGUGUUCAGGAUACUUUGCAGGCGGUGCAGAUAUAUUCCUUAGGUUCAUGAAGCUAUAUCUAUCAGAAUAUAAAUUCGGUUCGAAUUGCAUGGAUCAGGGGUUAAUUGCUUCAAUGAUUGCAGAUGGGGAUUUUUCCAGGCAUGAAAUACCAAUAAAUAUGAAAUUUCCCUAUUAUAUUCGUAAUCUUUAUUUUACCCAUACUUGGAAUGGAGAAACUCUUGGAACAAUGCGAACUGCAUAUGAUCGAAAUCAGUAUGCAUUAAUAAUCCACCACACUCAUUAUAAUUAUGGGACAAAAAUUGCUAUAUACAAAUUCUGUCCUCCUCACGCUCUGGAGUUUGAAUUAGACUACAUUAGCAAAUGCGAUCCAAAGUGUGUUGAAGAAUUGCGUUCAAAAGUAUCUGAUUAUUGGAAUGAUAUAUCGUAA